AUGAAUGCACGAUGUCUUCUUCAAAGAACAUAUGGAGCUCGUUAUUCUGAAUAUGAGCAUGAUGUAGCAGCUUAUUUGUUAUUAACCUCGGGGAGAAGCGCUUACAAAUUCAAAAAGGCCAAUAUGAAUCUCAUAAGUCUAAAAUCGGUACAGCGACAUAUAUCUCUUCACACCCACGAUACCAGAGAAGGUGUUUUAAUGAUUCAACCUCUAGUUAAGUAUUUGGAAACCAAUAAUUUCCCGAAGGUAAUUGCAUUAAGUGAGGAUGGUACUUCGCUGUCUCCUAAUCCGGAGUAUUCGCCUCGUACCGAUUCUUUGCGAGGUCUUGUUGCGCCUUUGGACAGCAAUGGAAUGCCAAUACUUGACUGCUUCAAAAUGACAUCAGCGGAAAAAAUGAUUCAGGACCUAAAAAAGUACCCCAUUGGAGAAUAUUUAUACAUUGUUAUGGCUACCCCGAUGGUCGUUGGUGCAUCUCCUUUUUGUGUCUUGUAUAUGUGCAGCGACAACAAGUUUACGCAUCUUCAAGUCCAGCUGCGCUGGUAGAACGUAGAAGAUGAACUCGAAAAGGCUGGAAUAAAAGUAGUAUGCCACUCAUCGGACGGUGAUCCACGACUCCUGCGAGCCAUGAAGCAAAGGACAUGCCUUCCACAUCCGACUGCGUGUACAUUAUACGGGCCAUACUUCAUAGCUAACAUAAGCGACGAUGUAGUUUUCAUUCAAGAUACUAUACAUCUUGUGAAUAAAUUUCGCCAUGCCUUGCUGAAUCCGAAGAAACAUAUGGAGUUAGGCAACUAUGAUGUAACGUCUGCUGAUUUGAGAAAUAUGCUAGAAAAUGGAGAUAAAGUUAUACACAGAAUGAACCCGUCUGAUCUCAACCCUGCUGAUAAGAUGAAAUUUGAUCCAUCAUUGAAACUGAUGACACAAGAUUUGAUCGAACACUUGAUCGAAGUAGUUCCAAAUUCGAACGGUACAGCUAUAUAUUUAAAACUGAUGGGUUUGAUUUAUAACUCUUACACCAUGGACGACAUUUCUCCGACAGAACGAAUAUGUACAAUAUGGACUACUUUGUUCUUUCUUAGAGCUUGACGUUGGCAAUGUAUUAAAAAGGAUAACAGCAUUCAACAUUGUAUAACUUCUAAUGUAUACUGGUGCUUAGAGUUGAACGCACAUGAGAUGGUUCAUUUUUUGAUAUACUGUCGUGAAAAUAAUGUACCAGAGCAGUUCGUACCACAGAUACUUAACAGUCAGCCCUGUGAAACUUCGUUUCGAGAGCUAAGAUCUAUGACUACAAUGAAUCACACAGCGAUCAACUUUACUAUGAAGGAUGUGGAACAGAGAAUGCAACGAGUACAGAUGAAGCUACUAAUAGCUCAUCGUAGAAAAAACAUGCUUUCAUUUCCCAGUCUUCGAAAAAAUGCUUCGAAAGCAUUGGCUGCUAAGUCAUACGAUCUUCCAGAUGAUGACCAAAUUUCACAAUCCAUCAAAAAGGCCGUGGAGAAGGCAACGGAACUUCUUCUGUCUGUAGGGUUUUCAAAAAAGGAUAUCAACUUUACAAAUAGCUUAAUACUGCGUAACUCUGAUGUGACAUAUGAGUUUGAAUAUGUAGACGUCGGCAAUAUUACUGACACAUGUGAAGAUUCCACGAACGAGUGUUUCCGAAAACAGGAGGAGAAGCUGUUCUUAGACGUUGCACAACAAAACGGAACGAAACGGAACAAAAUAUUUUCAAAAUAA
Molecule: messenger RNA, 1734 nt
Organism: Armigeres subalbatus
Lineage: Eukaryota; Metazoa; Arthropoda; Insecta; Diptera; Culicidae
Exons: 4
Source: RefSeq, a predicted model, not a curated record